Messenger RNA from Bombyx mandarina (wild silkworm), 1509 nucleotides. Its product is annotated as sodium/bile acid cotransporter 7. The record is from RefSeq and is a predicted model, not a curated record. Lineage: Eukaryota; Metazoa; Arthropoda; Insecta; Lepidoptera; Bombycidae.
AAAAAAAACUAAAACGAAUAUUUUAUUUUCUACAUUUAAAAAAUCUAACUGCAUUUUAAAAACAAUGACUUUUGUUACCGGUGUUAGUGUAUCAAAAGAGCUCGUCCGAAGUCCAAAGAAGUUUAUUAUAUCGAAAAAUAGUGAAUACAAUGUGGACUUGUGGAAAGAAUUGACGAAAAAAUGGCUCGUUAUCGGCGUAUUUAUUGUGAUAACAUUGGCGGUUCUAACACCUGGGAUAGGCGCAUCAGGAGGUAUUAUCCACACGGAAUACACGUCGUAUCUACUCCUUUCAUACAUCUACUAUUUGGCGGGAAGGCAGACUGUCCUACCUAUAAAAUUACCGACCACCGUCAUUCUGAUAACGUGCGUGCACACUCAUAUUGUUAUACCUUGUAUACACGUGGUCAUCGUGUCGGCUAUCAGAGACCUGACCGAUAUCGGUAUUGUUAAAGGGGCGUUGUAUUCCUCAGUUGGUGCUCCGACCAUGUGGCUGUCGAUCACGUUGAGCGACAGCGACGCUGCGGCCGCGGUGGUGGCUUUCAACUACGUCGCGUCGCUUGUAGCGAUACCGCUGUCUUUGUUUAUACUGUGUGGUCACCCAUCGAAGCCAGAAACGAAGGUGCUUGUAACGGUCGUAUCGGCAGUAGCGCCGUACGCUAUAGGUGUGUACCACGCGAAACGGCACGGCUCCACGAAGCGCAGCGUGACCGAAGCGAGAACCUAUGCCCUCGUUCUCUUAUAUGUGGAGUGCUGUCAGUACUUCGACAAUGCGGGCGGCGUCAUGAAGGUCUUCGACUUAUUCGCCAUCAUUCUGCUCGUGUUCACAUGUCUGCUAACAAGUACGACAGCUUGCUGGGUGUAUGCUCGCUGCGGACUGAUUGACGGCGAGCAUUCGCGUACGAUCGCUUUGUGUUCGAUGUCUAAGUCAAUUGAGUUUGCUUCGUGGAGAUCGCAGUGCGCGAUAUCCGGGGCUUCGAUGAUGUUAGCUGCGUUACCCGCGCGAGCCCUCGUACUUGCUGUCAUAUCAGAUGGCGAAAGGGCGUCUUCACCAGCGCCGGAAUAACAAGUAUAUCUAUACUAAUAUAUAAAUCUAUAGUGGUUUCUACGGAUGUUCCGUUAUAACUACUGAACCAUGCUUCCGAUUGAUUCGAAACUUGGUAUCGAUGUAGAAAAUACAUGUACUUAAUGGAUAGGCUAAUAUUUAUAUGAGUGUUGGACUCCCUAUACCAGUUGCGGGGGCGUUAAUGAUGAGAAUCUUUGUGGGGGUGAGAAAUAAUAAUGUUAAUAUUAAAUGCCCAGCGAAGCGGACGGGUACAGCUAGUACCUAAUAAAUAUAUGUGGGAUUGUAGGGCGAAACCUAGUGGUGGAUUUUAACCUACAUUGUAACUUUAAAAUUUUAAUAAAAAAAACUUGUCUCAUCUUAAUCUUAGUCGAUGAAUGAUAAUUAAAUUCAUUAUAAAACAAAUCUAGUAUACCAGUGUGAACUAAAUAAUAAAAAAUACCGAUUUU